Messenger RNA from Branchiostoma belcheri (Belcher's lancelet), 3696 nucleotides. RefSeq lists its product as uncharacterized. NCBI's taxonomy places the organism in Eukaryota, Metazoa, Chordata, Leptocardii, Amphioxiformes, Branchiostomatidae. Gene Ontology annotation, cellular component: sperm principal piece; motile cilium; CatSper complex. The record is from RefSeq and is a predicted model, not a curated record.
AUUGAAUGGUGGGUAGACGAAGUCCAGUAUAGCCACCUAAUUGAGAGCGUGGCUGUGCAGUUCAGCUCCCCAUUCGUUCCUGUUGGGAACGUAUGGAAAGAGCUCGGCGUUCAAAAUGUUGUCAGUGAACUUCAGGAUGACUAUUUGGCAUUUCCAUAUUGGUUGAGGAUACAAGUGAAGCAGAAUAACAAGGUGUCUCACAGUGCAGCAAGGAAUCUGGCUCUGCGUGGCAUUACUCCAGUUGUAAGGUUCCUGCCCAGAACAAGCCCCAGAGUGGACAACAGUCUACCCGCAGGCAGUAUGGAGCUGCAUGGUGCACUCAUUGAUCAGACUGACUGGAAGGUGGGCCAUGAUAACAGCAGCUGCUCCCAUCUCUGUGAGCCAGCCUGGCUGGUGCCCCUCCCUAUGGACAACUGCACCAGCCUACCAAAGGUGGAGGUGGCAGGCAGUGGAGAGGCAGCUCUUAUGGAAAUAUUAAGUGAAGGUGUCCACAUCCACCAUUUCCACGCCCACCUCCUGGAGUUCCCAGAUGCCCUAGGAAACAAAUCUCAUCUGAGUGUCAGUGACCUUGCGACCUGGGACCCCUACCAGUCUGUACACAUCACACGGCUGUCACCAUCUAUAGUGAUAACAGGGUUCGGCAAUUCAACCCUGAGUGUCUUCACUUCAGACCAAUUUGAAACACACGAUGUCAUCCAGUUUAGGAUCCCAAGCAGACAAGAGACAAGCCUGUGUCUAGGCUGGAAUUCUACACCCCCAACCAUCUUCAGUAACCUGAUGUUUCCAGGCAGUCUCCUUCUGGCUACCUCAGCUGGAGUCUUACAGUAUCCUCUGGGAGAAUAUGCUGACACCACAAAGUGUGUUUGGAAGCUGAUUGGCCCCAGUGAUCUUCUGUCUGGAAGGUUCCAAGUGCUUGGCAUUGGAGCUGAACCUAAUGAAGGAGAUGUUUUGGUGGCUGACAUGACUGAUUCCAAGCAUCAAACAGUACCGUUACACUUUGUGGAUUUGAUUGACCAUAGGAACUUAUCAUACUGUGCUGUGUUAAACAGCACUGGUGACUAUUCAGCAUGUACUUUAGUUGAUGCUGCCAUCAGUCCAGUGACCAACCAAACAUUCCUUUUCUUGGUUCUAACAAAUGACAUGAAUGCAGAGAAACAUUACCACUUGAUGCAGUUCAUGGGUGAGCCAGGUCAGGGCACAUGGGAGGAACUGUCAGUUAUAUCAACUAAGCUGCCACCUGCAUCACAAUUUGACCAUUUCACAUGGUUAACAAGUGAUGUUCAGGACCAAGGACAGGACCAACUUUCACUGACAGGCAUGUCCUUCUUGGGGAUGGUGUCGCAGAGCCUGUACCUGUGGGGCAGUGCUGUUUUGUACAGCACAACAGAUGUGGACAACUUUCCCAUCACCAUCCCUCGGCACUGCCCCUACUCCUCCCUGCAGUUUGAAAUACCAGACAGCCAACACAAAAGUGACGUGAAAAUGUUCUACACCCGACCAGCACGUAUAACUUACCCGCAACAGGUUCAUCAGUCUGACUCCCUGGCCGUGUACUCUGGGAUGGUGCAUUACCUGACUCAGUACAAACCACCUCAAGAAUGGGCAUACAGUCUAGCAGCUAUUAAUAACUUCCAGAACCUGCUGGCCGCUCAUGAGACUGUACAGGAUUAUUAUAUGUACAUGUACUCAACACAGAACAUGAAAGAUGUGUUUCUCAGUCUGGAGGAUUACCAGGAACCAUACAACAAUGCCAGUGCCACACACCUUCCACAGCAUAUCUUCCUGGACACAGAAGCCUCCUUCAUAGUCUAUGUCAGAAUGAGGCUGCACCCUGUUCACCCAAAAGACACUGAGACGUACGGGCAUACACCCUUGGAUCAUCUCCAACUGUCAGUCUGGGUAUCUGAGCCCACUCUCCUGGAUGUCACCUCCAACAAGACAAUUUUCCACCAUAACUCUUCCGUGCUUUAUCAGAUUACUGUAGCAGACAGAGGUGUGUACAAACAGCAGCAUCCUCCCGGAGAGAAGUUACAGGCUGUGUCUCUCCAAAUGCAGCCCUGGAAUGCACCUCUGAACUGUUUUUACCAGGAGAAGGCACAGGGAGUGUUUUCCACCAGGGUGAUGCUAGGAUGUCCCCUGUCUGUGAAGGUCCUGUUUGACUUAACCACUUCCCUCCCAUACUCCAUCACCAAGUACAGCUGUCGACAGGCCAAUCCUGACAUUCCCUGCUUCCACUUAAGCAAAGCCUUCAGACCAUUCUUUAAGGUGCAUGACCUUGUUACCAGCACGUCUGUUGAGUACAAGGGAAACUACACCCUACUGCUUGUUGGUGGAGGAUGGAAUUCUCUCAGUAAUGUUGAGAUGUGGAGUCAGGACCAGAUCGAACUGUACAACCCUCAUUUCAGGGAUGAUGCUCCAGCCAUGUGGUGGCCAGGGUCCAGUGUGCUGGCAACUGACAGGGUUUUUAGCCAGAAUCAAAAUGUGAUCAGCUGGAUCUGGCCCCUGAACUCUCCCUGGUGCCAGCUGGUCCCAAACCUGGGAGCUGUACCUGAAUACUACCUGCUCUUUCGUUUUACAAACAAGGGAGUUGAUGACUCCACUAACUGUGAACACACCCUGCAGUUUUAUAUCCGUGUGUAUGGGGAUCCUGUCCACUACAGCUUCAAGAUAGCUCUACUUUUUUGUACAUUUGUGUUUGGACUGCUGGCUGCAAUUAUGUACUACAUCUGCCACCGCAACGAUGCCAAAGUCUGGAAUAAGGUGGUACGACCAAUGACCAUCAAGAUGGAUAAUGCAAAGACAUACAUGAAGAGAAGAUUAAGCAUAGUACUUGCACCACCAACAUUCAAGGGGGACACAGCAGAGGUUGAGGAAAAAGAGAGUAGUUUUCAUUGGAGAGCUGAUGAAGGCCUGGAUGCAAAAAGUGAAGCUGAUAAAGAGUCUUUUGCUACCCAAGUGAUUCCCAUGCCUAACAUCAUAAUCCAGCCUGGCAGUACGAUGGACAUGGAGCUGAGCCGUCGCCACAGGUUGGAACCAUUGAACAUCAGUCAUCAGCACAAAAUCUGAGACAACAUUGUCUCCCCCAUGUGUGACUAACUCCUACUGAACUGCCUUGCUGGUUAAGUUGUACAUAUAGCUGUAGUUGUGCAUAGCUGUACAUAUACUUAGUAGCCAAGAGCUUGUCAUUAUUUCUAUGGCAUGAGACGGAGACUUGAACAAGACUUAAAGCAAGUCUUUAAUGAAUGACAGUCAUCAUUUAGGGCUGUUUAGAAUCGCUCAAUAUCAAUGGCCACAGUAUGUCUUCAACUUCAUGUCAGAAGAUGUGUGUUCCAAUAUCCGUAGUGUGUAGCAGUUCUUACAUGUCCUCCUCAACCUGCAAUCAAACAAACUCAGGAUAUAGUAAUAUGUACAAUAUGUAGAAAGUUAAGGUAGAGUUUGUUAUCUAUAUCAAGAACCUUGCUACCAGCCAGUUAAUUAGGCUUCUCAUGUAAUUGACCAAGUAAAAGUGUUGUAGUUUUAUACUUCAUAACUUUCGGGCAUAGGCUAUGCCAUGUAUAUACAUUAUGCAUUCCAAUUGACUAAUAUUCCCACAGAUGUUCUAAGUGUCAGAAGUUGAAUUGAAAUGCAGUAAAGCAUGAGUCCUAUACAAGUCUACAAGUUUUCACUUCUUUUCCCAGGCAUGUAUAGAGACGGUUG